This is a messenger RNA of Priapulus caudatus, 2980 nucleotides long. RefSeq lists its product as uncharacterized. The record is from RefSeq and is a predicted model, not a curated record. Lineage: Eukaryota; Metazoa; Priapulida; Priapulimorpha; Priapulimorphida; Priapulidae. The transcript has 12 exons. The coding region runs from base 629 to 1885 and encodes 418 amino acids.
CCGAUGGACUGCUUCGGAACAUUGCGUGAAAUAGGCGCCGCUCGCGGCUACACAUCACGCGUCGGCGACUACUACAGUCGCGACAGAUCGACGCCGCAGCUCGACGAGUUCUUCGGCGGUGAGGAGAGCCUGACGGCGGCGACCGGAUACGAGGAGGACGGCAUGACGACGAUUAUCUUCCGCCGGAAGCUGCGCGCGAACGAAAGGACCGACUACUCUUUCACUGACUCGGAGCUCGAGGUGAUCUGGGCGCUGGGACAAGAGCACGAGGCCAACCACAUCUACCACCGACCGCAGUCGGGUCUCGAGCGAGCCAGUGCCAACUCCGACCAACAGUUCUACAAGCUUGACGAGCUCAAGUACCACGGCAGAGACGGUUCGCAGCGUGGGCACGUCAACAUCAACUUCUUCGCCAAGGAGAGCGAGGACUUCAGCAACACGCCUUGUCACGGGAGGUGGCAGAAGCCUGCGGUGUGCGAUUUUGAUUGCCUGGCCACGGGCGUGCCCGCCUGCCAUUGUACGCGCCACCUGGCGGUACAAUGACGACACUAACGACAUCAGUUUCGAGAUCAGCGCCAAGACGGACGGUGUGGACUAUACUGGCAUCGGAUUCUCGGAGGAUAGGAGAAUGACGGAUUCGGACGUUGUCUUCGGAUGGGUGACCCCUAAUGGCGGCAUGAAGAUGUAUGACGGGCUAAUGCCAGCGUACGGACCACCCACCAUUGUUGAACCACAGAAUAUAAUCAGAAGGAGUGCAAAUCUGUUUGAUGGCAUUACAACAUUAAACUUCUCUCGAGCGGUUGAUACUGGCGACAAUAACGAUUUGCAGUUCACGGACUGUCUGUACUUGCUGUUCCCCUACGACAGCGCCGAAUACUUUGAGGGCAGUACGGAUUCGAUCUCUCGUCAUCGCCGCAACCCGGCCGUCAGUGAUGACAAAAUCUGCAUUGACACCUGCAGAGGAUGGCACGGUCAGGACCGGAGCCAGUCUAUCGAAGGUGCAGAAGGAACGACCCCAACGUACGACAAAGCUAAAUAUGCGGUUGUAUUCCUGCUGAAUGAGCCGUGGAGAAAGGAACUAUCUGACACCAAAGCACCAGAGUUCGCCAUCUACCAAAACCACGUGGAGCUAAACCUUGAGGAUGAGCUGCAGGAGCACUCCGUCUCCGGCAUGAAAGACGUGAAGAUUACGGGCUUCGAGAAUAAAAAUGGCCGCGUUCAGGCCAACGCUGAGGUCGUCAUCGACGACACUGGGGACAAUCGGCGGAUGUUCAGCGAAGGAAUGACUGACGCCGGUGCCGAGGGUAGACUGGGAGAUCUUCACGUGACCAGCCUGCUUUCGCUCGAGAGAGUUGGGUAUAGAGAACAGACAAAUGAUGUGGAGGAAAACGAAAAAAGAGCCGAGAAAGUGGAGGUGGCACAAUCAGAGAAGAACGCCAGUAACCUGUCACGUAAAGAAGUAGUGGCAUACUCGGUCAUAGGAGGCGUUGCACUCCUUGUGAUCGUCGCCAUCUUGCUCGCCUGUUGCAAGUACCACCGCGAAUAUCAGGCUAAGCGAGAGGCAGGAAUGAUUAUAAAUGGGACCAAGGACAACAGUAUCUAUGACAACAAGCGACACGCAGACGACAACAUGGCGUAUCAGGCUUUCUCGAUGCAGGAUGACUAUGGCCGCCCCAAGUCCAGCGCACCAGGAAGCUACUAUUCCGGCACAAAAGUCAGUAAUGGUAGCCACCCAGGCACCACUUCUCCGUACAUGCAAGUGCAUCCAUACGCAACCAUGCCCCCGCCUGGCCACUCCCGCCAUCCUGCCUACACUCCAGGGGGUGCCAGCUAUGCUCAACCCCGCUACAUAGUGCACGAUAGGGGAAGUAAAAGCCUGUACUAAUAUGUGUGCGAGCCAUGGUACACAUGUUUACGUAAAAAGAAAACGUGUUGUUUUAUAAACGUUAAGUGAUAUACGUUAUAUAACAUAAAACGUUAAGUAUCAACUAAAUAGCGGGACGCUUCACUCUUAUCAAUGCGUCCGCAGUUGAGUUAUAAACUAAAUACAGCAAAGGUUUUGUCACUAUAUAUAAAGGAAUUUGCAUCCAGUAAAAAAACCCAAGAAAUUACCAAUAACAAAAAAAUAAUUAAACUCGAAACGUUAAAAUAAGAAUGAUAUUAGACCUGGGAUGUCUGGUGCUCCCUAGCUGUCACCUAUACAAUCCUGUCACACUCCCCGCUCCCAUACUUGCACGUUAUAGCGUUUUGGAAUUGUUGCAUAGAUAAGCGCAGUAUCUCAUGAUAGCAUAAUGCAGUCACUACAUAACUGCAGACUCGUACCACCAUCGUAAUCUCGAUGUCAUUUGAUCGUAGUGCCCUGUAAGGCAACAUUCUAUCAGUUAAAACUCUAACACCACAAUGUAGAUAGACAAACUUUGUACAUAACCGGAAAAUUUUCGAAUCGAUUUUUGUAAAUGUUAAUUAAAUAUAGCAGUAGUUUAUUCAAUCAUUUUAAUACGACGUAGUUGUUAGUUAAUAUUACAUGUUUUUAUUUCUUUUCGCCAUGUUUACCUCCUUAUUAGUGCAAAUGACAUUAGAGUCUGAAUCUGUUGCUCACUCAAUGCGAUUGUAGUUCAAACAAAUUUAUAGAGGUCAAGGGUGAUGCAGAAUAUAUGCAGAAUAGGCAUACACAGACGUGCAAUCACUGUUGCAGCUUAGGCCCCCAGUAUUAGAAAUAUACACGUUUACUCUCUAGCGCACAUAGGAUUUCAAUACAGUACUCGAAAACCUGAUUCCGAAAUUUGACAUUUGUCCGAUUUUGUUUCGAUUUAUGCAAUAUAUUCCCUCAACAGCCUCAACCUAUUAUUUCAAGAUAUAUAUAUAUAUAUAUAUAUAUAUAUAUAUAUAUAUUGAAUGUAUGCGUGCAGGCUGGCUUAAUAAUUGUGGGGUUCAUAAAGUCAAUGUUGAAAUAUAGAAAUAUAUAUAUAUUUACAUGGUA